GGCACCGUGACGUCUUCCAACGCACUGCAGCUGAACAUAGUAGGGUAAAGUUGGUUGGCCAUAAUAUCGAGAAAGUUAAUAUGAAUGAAAUAUCUUUCCACGCCCCCGUGUGUAUAACGAAACAUGUCAUCAUCCAGACGGUGACCCGUCCGGGAAAGAAGUGCCCAGGUCCGCAAACCGUAUCAGUCUCUAGUGAGCGCGUUUCCCGGUCCCCUUCCCCUGACGAAGCUUCCCAGAUGGAGGUUGAGCUUUCAGUUCCUAUCAUGACGGAAAGAGCACCAGGUGGCUCCUUCCCUUGCAGAGCUCUCACCCAGGCUCGCCAUUUCUGCCUGCAGCCAGCCUGGGAUGGUCUCUAACAUGCCGAAUGUUCUCGUUCUCAAGCCUUUCCUACAAUCUGGUUCGAAUCCUAAGACUUUUUGGCAACUGGACGUGCAUUUCCCUUCUACAGGUUCCUGACGCUAUAGCUUGUCCCUUUACUCCGUCCAUCCUUCAUCAACAUGGCCUCAUCCAGCAGAGAUCAAGGUCAGCAGAUCUUCCCUCCUCCGAGCGGUGGAAGGGGCUCAGAGAUAAUCGGGAGCCACUACAACUCCGAGACGCAAUCAAACAUCCCGAUCCCGCCGUCGAACUCCGGAAACCAACCUCCCCCAACCACGGGGAAUGCCCCGCCAGCCCCCUCCACACCCAAGCCGCCUCCCGCAGACCAGCCCAAGCCGCUGGGAGCCUCCUUCCAGCGCCGCUUCCUGACGCCCACUGAAUGGGCUCGCGUGGCGCACGGGAUCGGCGCCAUCCGCGAGGGCGAGCAGCACCAGGUGGUGCACCCGACCUGCUGGUACUGGCCUCCGAGGGGGCUCCCGGAUGGGCUGUACCGGGACAUCGUCACGCACCGCUUCAAGUACUCGGUCGGCUUCCAGCUGCUCAACUCGCUGCACUGGUCGAUGCUGGUGCUGCAGGUCACGCUCGGCGCCAUCCUCACGGCCCUCGGCUCGCUGCCGCAGCGCGAGGCAGCGCCCAUCACCGCGCUGGCGGCGGUCAACACGGUUAGUGCCGGAUUGCUCGGCCUGCUGCACAACAGUGGGCUGCCGGACCGGUACCGCAUGGACAAGGCCGAAUUUAUCCAGGUCGAGGACUUUGUCAAGGAGGUUCUGGACACGGGCAUCGUCGACGCAGGCCAGACCGUGGAGGACGUCCUCAACGAUUGCUACGCCCGGUUCCAGUACGCCAAGUCGGUCGUGCUGUCGAACAAGCCCGAGGUAUACGCCAGCUCUGCGGGCAAUGCCAACGGGAAUGGCAAGACCAUCAUCUGCCCGGAGCCCGCAGCGCAUUUCGUUCGCCUUACCUAGGUCCGGACAUAAGGGGCGAAGACGAGAACGCCUUUAUCACCCCGGUCCAGAAUAGGGGACGGGGGGCGAUAUGGAGUCAGACGCAUUCUUAAGCAUGCUGAUGACAUCUUUAAUGGAGUUGGGCUCUGUAGCGACUUAUCAGGAUCUGGGGAGGACUAGAGAUUUUAGAGGUGGCCGCACUAUGAUGACUUAUAAGAAGCAGGUGGACUAACUACUUAGCUAGAUAGAUUAGAGGAUGAGCUGCGGGAGCUACGAACCAGGGCCACUUCUACUACUAGAGGCGCUGAAUUACCAAUGUCGUAGAAGUGAUUGCGUGUGUCUAGCUCAUAGGGACCUUGCCCUCCGACUUUCGAGCCGUAUUGAGCCCUACAGCAGAAUCCCAGAUGCUGGCAUCUGCCUCCCAUGAUUGCACUCCCAGUGCUUGUAAAGCAGAACCCUGGGAAACAGUAAGUCAAGUUGCUAAAUA
Chaetomium strumarium is the source of this 1806-nucleotide messenger RNA. RefSeq lists its product as uncharacterized. The coding region runs from base 498 to 1340 and encodes 280 amino acids. The transcript is spliced from 2 exons. NCBI's taxonomy places the organism in Eukaryota, Fungi, Ascomycota, Sordariomycetes, Sordariales, Chaetomiaceae. The record is from RefSeq and is a predicted model, not a curated record.